Molecule: messenger RNA, 5484 nt
Organism: Peromyscus maniculatus bairdii (prairie deer mouse)
Lineage: Eukaryota; Metazoa; Chordata; Mammalia; Rodentia; Cricetidae
Gene: Ptpru
Product: protein tyrosine phosphatase receptor type U
Biological process (GO): protein dephosphorylation
Cellular component (GO): membrane
Molecular function (GO): protein tyrosine phosphatase activity; protein binding
Source: RefSeq, a predicted model, not a curated record
AGUCCCGCUCCGCGCGGCGCUGCUCCGCUACGGCUCCCGCUCGCCUUGGGCUCAGGCUCGGCUCCGGUGGCGUCGCCUUCCUAGCAGCGGGUCCCUAGGACCCAGGCGGCGGCGCCCCAGCCAUGGCCCGUGCUCAGGCUCUGGUCCUGGCGCUCACCUUCCAGUUCUGCGCGCCGGAGACCGAGACUCCCGCAGCUGGCUGCACCUUCGAGGAGCCGAGUGACCCAGUCGUGCCCUGUGAGUACAGCCAGGCUCAGUACGAUGACUUCCAGUGGGAACAAGUGCGGAUCCACCCUGGCACCCGGGCCCCUGCGGACCUGCCCCAUGGUGCCUACUUGAUGGUCAAUGCUUCCCAGCAUGCUCCAGGCCAGAGGGCUCACAUCGUGUUCCAGACCCUGAGUGAGAAUGACACCCACUGUGUGCAGUUCAGCUACUUCCUGUACAGCCGGGAUGGGCACAGCCCAGGCACCCUGGGCGUCUAUGUGCGUGUGAAUGGGGGCCCCCUGGGCAGCGCUGUGUGGAACAUGACUGGAUCCCACGGCCGGCAGUGGCACCAGGCCGAGCUGGCUGUCAGCACCUUCUGGCCCAAUGAGUAUCAGGUGCUGUUUGAGGCCCUCAUCUCCCCAGACCACAAGGGCUACAUAGGCUUAGAUGACAUCUUGCUCUUCAGCUACCCCUGUGCGAAGGCCCCUCACUUCUCCCGCCUCGGAGACGUGGAGGUCAAUGCGGGCCAGAAUGCAUCCUUCCAAUGCAUGGCAGCAGGCAGAGCCGCAGAGGCAGAGCGCUUCCUUCUCCAGCGGCAGAGUGGGGUGUUGGUGCCUGCGGCCGGGGUGCGGCAUAUCAGCCACCGCCGCUUCCUGGCCACUUUCCCGCUGGCCUCCGUAGGCCGAGCAGAGCAGGAUCUGUACCGCUGUGUGUCUCAGGCCCCACGCGGGGCUGGUGUCUCCAACUUCGCAGAGCUCAUCGUCAAAGAGCCUCCCACCCCCAUCGCGCCCCCACAGCUGCUGCGUGCAGGCCCCACCUACCUCAUCAUCCAGCUCAACACCAACUCCAUCAUUGGCGACGGGCCGAUCGUGCGCAAGGAGAUCGAGUACCGCAUGGCACGGGGCCCGUGGGCCGAGGUGCACGCGGUCAACCUGCAGACCUACAAGCUGUGGCAUCUUGACCCAGACACCGAGUAUGAGAUCAGUGUGCUGCUCACGCGCCCGGGGGACGGAGGCACGGGUCGCCCGGGACCACCGCUGCUCAGCCGGACCAAGUGUGCAGAGCCCAUGAGAGCCCCCAAAGGCCUGGCGUUUGCAGAGAUCCAGGCUCGCCAGCUGACCCUGCAGUGGGAGCCCCUGGGCUACAAUGUGACACGUUGUCACACCUAUGCUGUGUCCCUCUGCUAUCACUACACCCUGGGGGGCAGCCACAAUCAGACCGUCCGGGAGUGCGUGAAGAUGGAGCGGGGUGCCAGCCGCUACACCAUCAAGAACCUGCUGCCCUUCAGGAAUGUCCACGUGCGUUUGAUCCUCACAAACCCCGAGGGGCGCAAGGAGGGCAAGGAGGUCACCUUCCAGACAGAUGAAGAUGUGCCUGGUGGGAUUGCAGCCGAGUCCCUAACCUUCACUCCACUGGAGGACAUGAUCUUUCUCAAGUGGGAGGAGCCCCAGGAGCCCAAUGGCCUCAUCACUCAGUAUGAGAUCAGCUACCAAAGCAUCGAGUCCUCGGACCCAGCAGUGAACGUGCCUGGCCCGCGACGCACCAUCUCCAAACUCCGAAAUGAGACUUACCAUGUCUUCUCCAACCUGCACCCCGGCACCACCUACCUCUUCUCUGUGCGUGCCCGCACCAGCAAGGGCUUCGGCCAGGCAGCUCUCACUGAGAUUACUACCAACAUCUCAGCUCCCAGCUUUGAUUAUGCUGACAUGCCGUCACCCCUGGGUGAGUCUGAGAACACCAUCACAGUGCUGCUGAGGCCGGCCCAGGGUCGCGGAGCACCCAUCAGCGUGUACCAGGUGGUUGUGGAGGAAGAGAGGCCACGGCGGCUGCGGCGGGAGCCGGGAGGUCAGGACUGCUUCUCCGUACCUCUGACCUUCGAGACAGCGCUGGCUCGCGGCCUGGUGCACUACUUCGGGGCUGAACUGGCUGCCAGCAGCCUGCUUGAGGCCAUGCCCUUCACUGUGGGUGACAACCAGACCUAUCGUGGCUUCUGGAACCCGCCGCUUGAACCCAGGAAGGCCUACCUCAUCUACUUCCAGGCAGCAAGUCACCUGAAAGGGGAAACCCGGCUGAACUGCAUCCGAAUUGCCAGGAAAGCUGCUUGCAAGGAGAGCAAGCGACCCCUCGAAGUGUCCCAGAGAUCCGAGGAGAUGGGGCUCAUCCUGGGCAUCUGUGCAGGUGGCCUCGCUGUUCUCAUUCUCCUCCUGGGGGCUAUCAUUGUCAUCAUUCGCAAAGGGAGAGACCGCUAUGCCUACUCCUACUACCCGAAGCCAGUGAACAUGACUAAGGCCACAGUCAACUACCGCCAGGAGAAGAGUCACAUGAUGGGUGCUGUGGACCGCAGCUUCACGGACCAGAGCACCCUGCAGGAGGAUGAGCGCCUGGGCCUGUCCUUCAUGGAUGCUCCUGGCUACAGUCCUCGGGGAGACCAGCGAAGCAGCGGGGUCACCGAGGCCAGCAGCCUCCUGGGGGGCUCCCCUCGGCGCCCGUGUGGCCGGAAGGGAUCCCCGUAUCACACAGGACAGUUGCACCCCGCAGUACGGGUGGCCGACCUCCUGCAGCACAUCAACCAGAUGAAGACCGCGGAGGGCUAUGGCUUCAAGCAGGAAUAUGAGAGUUUCUUUGAAGGCUGGGAUGCCACCAAAAAGAGAGACAAGCUCAAGGGCAGCCGGCAGGAGACAGUGUCAGCCUAUGACCGUCACCGAGUGAAACUGCACCCAAUGUUGGGAGACCCGGAUGCCGACUACAUCUCCGCCAACUACAUAGACAUUCGGAUAAACCGGCAAGGAUACCACAGGUCAAAUCACUUCAUAGCCACUCAAGGGCCGAAGCCUGAGAUGAUCUACGAUUUCUGGCGCAUGGUGUGGCAGGAACAGUGUGCAAGCAUCGUCAUGAUCACCAAGCUGGUAGAGGUGGGCAGGGUAAAGUGUUCUCGCUACUGGCCUGAAGAUUCAGACAUGUAUGGGGACAUCAAGAUCACGCUGGUAAAGACAGAGACUCUGGCUGAGUAUGUGGUGCGCACCUUUGCCCUGGAGCGGAGAGGCUACUCAACCCGGCACGAGGUCCGCCAGUUCCACUUCACAGCGUGGCCCGAGCAUGGCGUCCCUUACCAUGCCACGGGGCUGCUGGCCUUCAUCCGGCGUGUGAAGGCUUCCACUCCACCGGAUGCUGGGCCCAUUGUCAUCCACUGCAGUGCAGGCACUGGCCGCACAGGCUGCUACAUCGUCCUGGACGUGAUGCUGGACAUGGCGGAGUGUGAAGGCGUCGUGGACAUUUACAACUGCGUGAAAACCCUCUGUUCCCGGCGGGUCAACAUGAUCCAGACUGAGGAACAGUACAUCUUCAUCCAUGAUGCAAUCCUGGAGGCCUGCCUGUGUGGGGAGACCACCAUCCCUGUCAAUGAGUUCAAGGCCACCUACAGGGAGAUGAUCCGAAUUGACCCUCAGAGUAAUUCUUCCCAGCUUCGGGAAGAAUUCCAGACGCUGAACUCGGUCACGCCGCCGCUGGACGUGGAGGAGUGCAGCAUCGCUCUGCUGCCCAGGAACAGAGACAAGAACCGCAGCAUGGAUGUGCUGCCCCCGGACCGCUGCCUGCCCUUCCUUAUCUCCACUGACGGAGACCCCAACAACUACAUCAACGCAGCCCUGACUGACAGCUACACACGGAGUGCAGCCUUCAUCGUGACCCUGCACCCCCUGCAGAGUACCACACCGGACUUCUGGCGGCUGGUCUACGACUACGGGUGUACCUCCAUUGUCAUGCUCAAUCAGCUCAACCAGUCCAACUCCGCCUGGCCCUGCCUGCAGUACUGGCCGGAGCCCGGCCGGCAGCAGUAUGGCCUCAUGGAGGUGGAGUUUGUGUCUGGCACAGCAAAUGAGGAUUUGGUGGCCCGAGUGUUCCGGGUGCAGAACACUUCUCGGCUGCAGGAGGGCCACCUGCUGGUGCGGCACUUCCAGUUCCUGCGCUGGUCUGCUUACCGGGACACGCCCGACUCCAGGAAGGCCUUCCUGCACCUGUUGGCUGAGGUGGACAAGUGGCAGUCGGAGAGUGGGGACGGGCGCACCGUGGUGCACUGUCUAAAUGGGGGUGGCCGUAGUGGCACCUUCUGCGCCUGUGCCACCGUCUUGGAGAUGAUCCGCUGUCACAGCCUGGUGGACGUUUUCUUUGCUGCCAAAACGCUUCGGAACUACAAGCCCAAUAUGGUGGAGACCAUGGAUCAAUACCACUUCUGCUACGACGUGGCCCUGGAGUACCUGGAGGCUCUCGAGUUGAGAUAGCAGGCGCCUGGCUGGGGGCACCCACUGAGCACCCAGGGCGUGGCCCAUCAUCCCAGACUGGUGAGGAGGGCCUGUGCCCCCGACUUUGCUCAGCCAUAAUUCCACAGGGAGAACACUGGAGUGGGCGCUGCACUAUCUUGGUGGCCCCCAUGGGCAGGCUGCAGGCUAAGGAGGAGCUUUGCAAGACUGUAGUCAGCCUCACCUCCGGAGGGCCCUGCAGGCCUGUGCAGAGAAGCCUGGGACAGUGACACCGGCCAGAACAACCAGUACCGGGGGGGACCUCAGGCCAGGCCCUUCCACUCCAUUCCAGUCCUUGGCAAGAAAUGAACGGGGGCCUGCAGAGGGGGUGUCCCAGGUUUGCACCCAGUGUGGCCCCUUCUGCUCAGGGUGGAGGCUCACUGGGGCUUGCCAGUGCGACACGCUGACCUUCCUGCAGCUCUGUUCUCCAUCCCCACCGCCCCUGCAGACUCGGGGGUGCUCUGCUCACCGUGCUCCCCGCUUCUGCUUCUGAGAUUCCUGCAACAGGACCUGUGCCUCCCUCCCGGGCUCCAUCCCUGCCUGGCCCGGUAUAUGCAGAAUAUCACCUCAGCUCCCUCUUCCCUAGCCUUCGGGCCUCCGCGGCUCAGUCCUGCUCAGCUUGGGCCUGUGACAAUCCACAAGGCUGAAUCACAGCCCCCGGGGUUGAGGUCCCUGUGGCUCUUGGUGAGGCUGCCGCUGGGUUGAGGCAGGGUAGAGCAGGGCUGGUGACGGUUCCAGAGUUCAGAGGAAGAAGGGUGCUAUGGGAUGGAGGACCAGUACCUUUCCGUUGUUAUUUCGUUCUUUUUUGAUGGGAGGGUGGGAAGUUCUCUUUAUAAUGGGGUAGGCCACACCCCCAUUUCGUGCCUCAAUUUCCCCAUCUGUAAACUGUAGAUAUGACUACUGACCUACCUCACAGGGGGCUGUGGGGAGGUGUAAGGUAAUGUUUGUAAAGCGCUUUGUAAAUAAACGUGCUCUCUGAAUGCCA